CUAAAAUCGGCUCAAAGGAAUGGUGAAGAAAACGUGAAAUGUUUGAAGUCAUGAAGUGGAUAUUAUUUUUUAAUCUGUCAACUGAGCUGCUGGGAGUUUUUUUGCAGGUUAUUUUCUAAUUGGUAUGAAGCAUGAAAACAAAACUUCCGCAAAGACAAGUCUCGACAAACAGGUUCAUCUCAGCACUGCCCAUGCAGGACAAAUUGCAUCAUUUAUUGUAAUGAAGCAGGAAGCUGAAUGAGGUUAACAUUUUGAGCUUGAGGAGAUUUUAGAAACAGAGUCGACUUUGUUUGCUUUGCAGCAGCAGAUGAACUUUGUCUUGUAGUUUUUAGUGUUUAAGAGAAGAUGAGACUCUUUCUUCUCUGCAGGCUCACAGUCUCUGCUGUUCUACUCUGGGCUACACCAGCAGGUGGAUAUGUGUAUCAGGCUAUGUAUGACUGUGAGUAUGGGGAAGACGACCUCUCAGAUAUGGUCUUUUUAGUGAAGAACGUGUUUAACAAGGAAAUAGUUACGCUCUAUGACUCUCGGGUUGGGAAGUAUGUUGGCUUUGGAGAAAUGGGCAUGAGGAACGCCGACCAUUACAACUCACAGCGUUGGAAAAUGGCGCUCCGAAAAAUUCAAGUGGAGAUUGUCUGCAGAUACAAUGCGAAAUAUUACCAAAGGAGCAUACGUGAUAGAAAAGUGCCUCCGGUUGUCAGAGUCCGACAGACCGAGCCAGCGGACUACGGGGAGCAAUCCGUGCUUGAGUGCAGCGUUCUGGGUUUUUUUCCUCAGGAAGUGAGGGUGAGAUGGCUGAGAGACGGGGUAGAGGUCACCAGUGAUGUGUUGUCCUCAGAUAUCAUAGCCAACGGGGACUGGAGCUUCCAGCUGCACUCUUUCCUGGAGUUAAUACCCAGGAGGGGGGAGAGAGUGACCUGCAGGGUGGACCACAGCAGCCUGCAAGAGAAUCUGGAUGUGGACUGGGACACUUAUCCGCUGGAUGCUAAACGCCUGAAGAAGACAUUGGGCAUCACCUCCUUCUUAUUCGGCUUCAGUGCAGCUUUAUUUGGAGGAGCUUACUACUGGUGGAAAAAGAGGUCCGACUUCAGCCCACUGCGCAGACAAGAUCCAACUUCUCCAGAGUUAUAAGAAAUGUCAGCAGUUUCUGGGUCUCUGCUAAAGUCCUGGAUCAUGUUAAAUGUCAAUGACAAAGCUUAUUGAACAAUACAUGCUUGGUUCUGUGGCUGAUCUGAAAUGGGGAUGACAUCGACUGUAUCGUGAGAAAACUACAUGCUGUUUAAAUUUUUGAGCAGGCGGCCAACACGGCAGAACUCCUCCAUUAUCACUUAAUUCAACCAAGGACUCAGCUGACAUUUUAUCUCUCCGCGUUGUGACAUUAAUCCUUCAAACUUUGUGUGAUGAUACAUUUGACAUCAGUUAUGGUUCAGACUGAAGCUU
This is a messenger RNA of Labrus bergylta (ballan wrasse), 1437 nucleotides long. Its product is annotated as class II histocompatibility antigen, B-L beta chain-like. The record is from RefSeq and is a predicted model, not a curated record. Gene Ontology annotation, cellular component: membrane; MHC class II protein complex. Gene Ontology annotation, biological process: immune response; antigen processing and presentation. NCBI's taxonomy places the organism in Eukaryota, Metazoa, Chordata, Actinopteri, Labriformes, Labridae.